AUGGCUGUUCGUCGUCCAAAGCCACACCAUCGUGAACCCUCCAAGGUGAUCUCCCGCACGCAGGAAGAAUGCCCUUCAAUUCCGCCGCCCAUCACUAUUGUCUGUGAGCCUUGGAUGAACACGGCAUUGCGACGUCCUCGUCAGACAAGAAAACUCAAUCUAUAUCUCCCUGCCCCGCCUCCUGUCUCACAGAAAAGGGCCAACCAGUGGCGCAGAUGGUCACAAGAUGUCAUUCCGUCCCUACUUGUACUGUAUUUAUCCUAUAUCCAACAAACUUCAGUGUUACAUUAUACCAACGCACCGGGAGAAGCUCAGAAAGAUCUUGCAGUUUGUCAAGCUGGGUGUAGGACUCGGUGGAUUACAGUUGCAUGUGUGCAUUUCGAUGCAUUGAAAGAAAUUAACAUCAUCACAUGCCCGUGUUUCCCUGUAUCCCUCCAACUCCUUCGUCGCGGUCUGUUUCCAUGCGCUCCUCUCGCUCCCCUCACUCACGAGUUCGUCCGUCUUCUCUUCGUACGCCAGGCUCCCAACCAAACUGCAUGGUGCGAUGUGGUGGAAACCUUUCGAGAUGGAAUGGGGGGUCAGGCACGUAUCCCACUCAUCGAUCAGCCAUCUGAAUACCUUCGUUCUCAUUGCCUGCUUUGUUUCGGAGGAAAUGCUUGCCAUGGAGCAGAUGCUCGUUCUAUCCCAGACGUUGUUGUUUGCAUAGAUGCCUGCUUUACUCAAAAGCGAUCGACUAAUCCUCGCAAUACUAGCAGUAUCGACCCUCCUAAUCUGACUCCAACAUUCUUUCUGUCAAACAACGAUGUCAAAGCAAUGGAGGAUUUUGUAAAAAGUUGUUGUGGAGAAAGACGUCAAAUGCGAGCCUCGAGAGCGGAAGAGGAGGAGGAUCGCUAUGAAGAAGGGAUGCGUGUGCCAGUGUCUGUGUUGAAUGGAUGUGGAGAAUCCUUCAUUGCUGCAGAUGAAAAGCAUGAAAAGGCAAGCCUGAUGGCCCUUCUAUGCAGACAUGACCGUGUCCUCUGGCUUGUCAACCUCACAUCAGCAGGGGAAAAGCAACACUACGCACUCGCUCUCCUGGACCAGUUGUUCAAGCACAUACCCCCUCAGAUGACUGUAGGACUUCUCUAUGACAUCGGAUGUCAACUCGAACGAAGCUGCCGAAAAUGGAAUCUUCUUGAUGACAAUACCCUAUCGCGCAUAUCCUUCGCUGUUGCGAUCAUCUACCAUCCGAGGAAGCGCGAGGGUUUUGGAUUGUCUGAUGGUGAGGGAUGCGAACGAUUAUGGAGUUCUCUCAAGCAACUCAUCCCAUUGUUACGCAUUUCUGGGUUCCAUCAAUGUCUCUUCGUCCUCAAUGUUCAAAUUCGCCACCUGGACACACAAUCCAUCCAAGGCUACGGACAUUGGCUCCAUCGGCGAUGGCUACAUUGCCAGAUUAAGAAGAACGCAGCUCUGGACGGUUUACUGGACUUAGAUGUCAACGAGGAUAUCCUUCGUGCUGAAUGGAAGGCACAAAUUGCUCACCAGACCCGACCCAUCCCAUGGCAAUCCAAGAACAAGGCAGUGGAGGUCAUUACCACUAUUCUUGCGCUGGAGAAGACCCUGGACGCCCACAAGACUUCUGUCCAUGAGCUAGAGAUGCAGCUUUAUGUAGGCACGAUUGCUAAUGUCAUGGAGUUCAAUCUGCAGCUCGCCGACGCUUGGUCACGACGUGCCAAAAUUGCAGAUACCCUUCGACGUUGUAAGGCUACCCGUGGACCGCAAGGACAGGCCAAUCUUAUGACGAUGAAGAAUGACAUCUACCUUACCAUCUGCUUGAAUGCUCGCACAGUAAAAACUCAUAUUAGGGACCGUCUCCGUCAACGCAAAUUUGAACUGGAGAGGCUAGAGAGGUCGUAUCGAGCAACAGUAAAUGAACACAAGCUUUGCUCAAACACCCAGUAUUCAAUCAAACGGCAAGAACCUGCAAUUCUCAAACUAGUUUCAACUUACAAUGGCCUAUGUACUCAGCUACAGUCCCUCAUACAUCAACGGCGAGCUCCCCCAUAUGCUAUUCCCCCUCAUCCUAUUGCUCGUGAAGGCAUCUUCCUACUUGAUGUGGACGAUGAAAUCUGGCAAGAUAUUGGCCUCGAUGACGACGGCAUGCACCCACCGGCAUGGUUAUCGGAUGAGGCCACCAGGUCUGGUAUUUGUUUACAGCUUGAAUUAGAUUGUUGCAUUGAGGAGGAGACUCGUUUGAUGCGAGAGCGGUCUGUGAUGCAGGAAUGGAUGUUAGCAGAGUGGGAGGCCGUCCAGACUGCAUUGAGAGAUCCUGCCAAUGAUCUCGUGAUGCCAUUCCACCUCAGGGCCUGUGCAGAGGAGCUUCUGUCCAUCUGUGUUGUCUGGAAGAACAAGGUUCGAGAGAUCCCUUGCGCUUGGCCAGUCGAGCAUUGGGGUCCUAUAAAUGAGGAUUUGCUUCGAGCCACUCGAGACCAGGUGCAGUCAUUAUUUUUCCAGGAUGACGAUGAUAACGAGAGAGUUGGAGUGGUGAACGAGAGUGACGAGGAUGGUGAUCCAGCAUAUUCUGAGGUUGGAGAUGAUGAACUUAUGGAUGUGAUUGAGGAGGUUGCAUUAGCUGAUGAGUACAGGUAUCAGGAUGAGGACUUUAUUGAGCCCCUUCAGUGA
Molecule: messenger RNA, 2658 nt
Organism: Suillus fuscotomentosus
Lineage: Eukaryota; Fungi; Basidiomycota; Agaricomycetes; Boletales; Suillaceae
Exons: 12
Coding region: 1-2658 (885 amino acids)
Source: RefSeq, a predicted model, not a curated record